Argiope bruennichi is the source of this 1748-nucleotide messenger RNA. It is a transcript of the gene Fuca, whose product is annotated as alpha-L-fucosidase-like. Gene Ontology annotation, biological process: glycoside catabolic process; fucose metabolic process. The record is from RefSeq and is a predicted model, not a curated record. Gene Ontology annotation, molecular function: alpha-L-fucosidase activity. Lineage: Eukaryota; Metazoa; Arthropoda; Arachnida; Araneae; Araneidae. Gene Ontology annotation, cellular component: lysosome. The transcript has 8 exons. The coding region runs from base 183 to 1526 and encodes 447 amino acids.
AAAGGUUUGAUAGCAGAUUGUUAACUUGGAUUGCGAUUAUCCUUCUACAAUGUCACAGCUGAUAAUUCGUCGUUUAUUUAUUUGAAUUAAUUCGAAAACAACCCUUAAUUUUCAAGAGAAAUUAUUUAUAUAAAUUUCAAAAGAAAAUAGCUAUAUUUGUGUGCACUUUCGAAGGACAAACAAUGAAAAGCUUUGUAGGUUUUGCAGUGAUAUUAUUUUCGUUAUCGUUUGUGAAAAGUAACUACACUCCAGACUGGAAAUCUCUAGAUUCUAGACCAUUACCUUCAUGGUAUGAUGAUGUAAAAGUUGGAAUUUUUAUUCAUUGGGGUGUGUUUUCUGUUCCUGGCUUUGGAUCUGAAUGGUUUUGGAAAGACUGGUCGACAAACGAAACGGGUUUUGUGGAUUUUAUGGACAAUAAUUUUAAGCCUAAUUUUACGUAUCCUGAAUUUGCACCUCAAUUUACUGCCGAAUUUUACGAUCCUGAAAAAUGGGCGGAAAUAUUUGAAGCAUCUGGCGCCAAAUAUGUGGUUCUGACAAGCAAGCAUCACGAAGGAUUCACCCUUUGGCCUUCAAAAGUGUCAUGGAACUGGAAUGCAAAAGAUAUCGGACCAAAGAGGGAUCUCUUAGGAGACCUGGCAAAAGCUAUAAGGAGUAAAACAGAUUUGCAUUUUGGAGUUUAUCAUUCAAUGUUUGAUUGGUUUCACCCAUUGUAUCUUUUGGAUAAGCAGAAUAAAUACUCAACUCAGUAUUUUGUCGACAACAAAGCAUUACCUGAACUGUUUGAACUUGUGAAUAAUUAUCGACCAGAAGUAAUAUGGUCUGAUGGAGACUGGGAAGCUUCAGAUACAUACUGGAAAAGUAAAGAAUUCUUGGCAUGGUUGUACAAUGAAAGUCCUGUCAAAGACGUUGUUGCAGUAAAUGACAGAUGGGGAGCCAACAUUCCUUGUAAACAUGGAGGAUACUAUACGUGCUCAGAUCGUUACAAUCCAAAAACCCUACAGGCCCACAAAUGGGAAAAUGCAAUGACAUUAGACAAGGGAUCUUGGGGUUUCCGAAGAAAUGUUGAAUUGAGUGACUACCUGACUAUUGAGGAACUUGUCACAACUCUUGCAGAAACUGUCAGUUGUGGCGGAAACCUUUUAAUCAAUGUAGGACCAACCCACGAUGGUCGAAUCAUUCCUAUUUUUGAAGAAAGACUUCGUCAGUUCGGAAACUGGAUGAAGAUAAAUGGUGAGGCAAUCUAUGGAACUACACCAUGGAAAGCUCAAAAUGAUACACUCACUCCAGGAGUUUGGUACACUUCUAAAGGUGACGAUAUCUAUGCCAUAGUUUUAAGCUGGCCGAAAAAUAACGUUCUUCAACUGGGAGCACUACAAACCUUACCUGGUGAUAAGAUAUAUAUGCUUGGAGUCGACGAUCCUCUCGAAUAUUCGCAAGCAAAGAAAGUCGCUAAAAUAAUUUUCCCUGUUUUGCCUCCGAAUGAAUUACCAAGCACUUACGCCUGGGUGUUGAAAGUUACGCAAUGAUUUAUACAAAUUUUGUUUCUUUUAAUGCUUAUCAUAAAGAGAGAAUAACAUAUUCUUUUCUUUAUUAGAGACAAAUCUUACAUUUGAAUAUUACGUAAUGAAUAGUAUUGUGUGUGUUUUAUAUCAGUUGUAUUUUUCAUUGCUUGUUAAAAAGAAAUGCCUGUGUGUUUCUUAAUAGAAAUGUUCUUGUACGACAUCUUUUAAAUAAAUAUUUAUCAAAUA